UAAGUAAUCUGACAGAAUGUUCUUUUACUAGGCUUUUGCUUGUGAAGAGCAUACAGCACUGCCACCUUGUUGCCAAAGUUUGGUCUGAUUUGAAUGUGCUUAAAAAAAAUCAAGUGAAUGCCUGUUGUGAACAAGAGCUUACUUUUUCUCUUUGUCAGUACUUGCAAAAACAACUUAAAAGAAGUUAGUAUCAUGGGACUGAAUUCCAUAAUUAGCAUAAUCAUGAUGCUGUGUAUUGUUCACCAGAGCACGCCCCUUGGCCAAAUUUCCCAUUAAGAGGACACCAGUGUUGUCCUAGUGAAUAAAUCCCGACACACACGAUGCAAAUCAGCGAGUUCCUGCCUGCCGCUGGGGUGCAGUUAAUUUUAGCCAGGGUUUGUUCUACGAGUUGUAAAACUGUUUACCCAAGUAGAAGUUAGUAAGCUGAAAUGUGACUUCUCCUCCUAACGUGAUAGGAUAUCUAUUUUAGACUUCAGAGAGUGUUCAUGAUCGGGAGAGCAGUCUUCUGAAGAAUUGCAGCUCAGAUUUCCUUUGAAAGUACUUGAGGAGACAUCACAGCUUUCCCAGAUUGGGAGGAAAAAUAUGGAAUGUGUUUUACCGCUGACUGAACACAACCAAAUGAACUGUACUGACAGUAGUUUGAAAACCAGCAGUUAGCAGUUUGUUCAGGCUCUAACAUUGUCCAGCACUUUCCAGAGCAAACUCACUGUUUACAAGAACUCUCAGCCUUACGACGUUUAUAACCUCAAGCUUCGUUUAUUGAAAAUAUUUCUGCAAAAGAAAAGUACCCAGAGCCCACUUUCCAAAAUGGCCAUGAAUGAAUAUUUGUGGAUGGUCAUUUUAGGUUUUAUCAUAGCUUUUAUUUUGGCAUUUUCUGUUGGUGCAAAUGAUGUUGCCAAUUCAUUUGGCACUGCUGUGGGCUCCGGCGUGGUGACCUUGAGGCAGGCGUGCAUUUUGGCUUCAAUAUUUGAAACCACAGGCUCGGUGUUACUGGGAGCCAAAGUAGGGGAGACCAUUCGUAAAGGUAUCAUCGAUGUGAACCUAUACAACGAGACAGUAGAAACACUAAUGGCCGGGGAAGUUAGCGCAAUGGUCGGUUCAGCUGUUUGGCAGCUGAUUGCAUCCUUCCUGAGACUUCCGAUCUCAGGAACUCAUUGCAUCGUUGGUGCGACUAUAGGAUUCUCACUUGUUGCAAUUGGCACAAAAGGUGUGCAAUGGAUGGAGCUUGUCAAGAUUGUUGCUUCUUGGUUUAUAUCUCCACUGUUGUCUGGUUUCAUGUCUGGCAUGCUGUUUGUACUGAUCAGAAUUUUCAUCUUAAAAAAGGAGGACCCUGUUCCCAAUGGCCUGCGGGCACUCCCAGUGUUCUAUGCGGCUACAAUAGCGAUAAAUGUCUUUUCCAUCAUGUACACAGGAGCACCAGUGCUCGGUCUGGUCCUUCCCAUAUGGGCGAUAGCGCUCAUCUCCUUUGGUGUGGCACUGCUGUUCGCCUUUUUUGUGUGGCUCUUUGUGUGUCCAUGGAUGCGAAGGAAAAUAGCAGCUAUAAAUUUUUUGUUUCAUGUCCAAAGCAAAUUACAGAAAGAAGGUGCUUUAUCGCGAGUCUCUGAUGAAAGCCUCAAUAAAAUUCAGGAAGCGGAGUCCCCCGUAUUUAAAGAACUACCAGGUGCCAAGGCUAAUGACGACAGCACUGUCCCUCUCACGGGGUCGGCUGGGGAGACCUCGGUGGCCCCGGAAGGCACAUCAGUGGGCGGCCACCCCCGGGCCACUUAUGGAAGGGCACUUUCCAUGACUCAUGGCUCCAUAAAAUCGCCCAUCUCCAAUGGCACGUUCGGCUUUGACGGCCACAGGAGGAGCGACGGCCAUGUGUAUCACACUGUGCACAAAGACUCGGGGCUCUACAAAGACCUGCUGCAUAAAAUUCACACAGACAGGGGCCCCGAGGAGAAGCCUGCACAAGAAAACAACUACAGGUUCCUGCGGCGGAAUAACAGUUACACUUGCUACACAGCGGCCAUUUGUGGAUUGCCAGUCCACUCGACUUUCAAAGCCGCUGACUCGUCUGCACCAGAGGACAGUGAAAAGCUGGUGGGUGACACUGUGUCCUAUUCUAAAAAGAGACUUCGCUAUGACAGCUACUCAAGCUACUGCAAUGCGGUAGCGGAAGCUGAGAUAGAGGCGGAGGAGGGAGGUGUGGAAAUGAAGUUGGCAUCUGAGCUGACAGAUCCCGACCAGCCUCGAGAGGACCCCGUGGAAGAAGAGAAAGAAGAGAAAGACACCCCUGAGGUCCACCUCCUGUUCCACUUUCUGCAAGUCCUCACUGCCUGUUUCGGAUCCUUCGCACACGGCGGCAAUGAUGUGAGUAAUGCCAUAGGUCCCCUGGUAGCUUUGUGGCUGAUUUAUGAACAAGGUGCAGUUCUACAAGAAGCAGCUACGCCCGUCUGGCUGCUGUUUUACGGAGGCGUCGGAAUUUGUAUGGGGCUCUGGGUCUGGGGAAGAAGAGUGAUCCAGACCAUGGGGAAAGACCUCACUCCAAUCACGCCAUCCAGCGGCUUCACCAUCGAACUGGCCUCCGCGUUCACGGUGGUGAUCGCCUCCAACGUGGGGCUCCCCGUCAGCACCACGCACUGCAAGGUGGGCUCUGUGGUGGCUGUGGGCUGGAUCCGCUCCCGGAAGGCUGUGGACUGGCGCCUCUUCCGGAACAUCUUCGUGGCCUGGUUUGUGACAGUCCCCGUGGCUGGGUUGUUCAGUGCUGCUGUCAUGGCUCUCCUCCUGUACGGGAUCCUCCCGUAUGUGUGAUUUGUCUUCUUCCGGCCAGUGAACAAGGGAUAGUCUGGCGUGGGAAGGUGUGUGCCCACAUUUCACACACGUGCACGUGUCCCGCCCAUGCAUGGGCUGUUUCUCAACCAGCUUCUCCAUGCACCCUCCGGUGGUUCCAAACCACACUGCUUACCUAGGCGGUAGCGAGUCAUCCUCCAGAGCUAACUUAACUACUGUACAUAAUAAUGUGCAUUAAACUGGUAUCGUGGUGAUAUAACGUGGUGCAGUUACUUAUAUAUUAAAUAUAUAUAUACUGUAUACAUAGAAUAGGUAGCAUUAUUUCAAAUAUAUUCAAAAUGGGAGUGGAGAUAAUUGCCUAGAAUUCAAUAUUCAACAAAUCUUUGUACAUAGUGAUUUCAGUGGCAAAUUUUGAGAACCUUUUAAAAGGAAAGCCUAGUUUGGAAAUGCUGUUUUUCUCAUUUAGUAUACUGUAAGAUAACUGAGGUACGGGCUUGAUGAUGCAGAUUUGGGAACGUGUACGUAUGUUGGAGCGCUGUUGAAUAAUACUGGAACCGGAGUUCACCAGUGCUUUCACUGAGGAGUUUGUUCAUAUACUGUGUAUUGAUUAUGUAAUAUAUCAUAAUUGCUUCUGUAAAUACUUAAAA
Molecule: messenger RNA, 3419 nt
Organism: Pteronotus mesoamericanus
Lineage: Eukaryota; Metazoa; Chordata; Mammalia; Chiroptera; Mormoopidae
Gene: SLC20A2
Product: solute carrier family 20 member 2
Exons: 12
Coding region: 808-2793 (661 amino acids)
Biological process (GO): phosphate ion transmembrane transport
Cellular component (GO): membrane
Molecular function (GO): phosphate transmembrane transporter activity
Source: RefSeq, a predicted model, not a curated record